UGAACGGACGUGUAUCGGGCCCUUAACAUUUUUUUUUAAUUGUAAUUAAUAACUUUGUAUUGAAUUACUGUAUAAAGUGUAUACUGUGUUUGUGUCUUGUGGCAGUAUCUAUUUGUGAUUUUGGCGGCAUGGAUUCCAAGGAGGAGAAAACUGGACAUGGAAAGGAAAAGGAUGAAGAUAUUCUGGAUUCCAUUCUGGGAUACAUCGGGGAGUUCGGGCGAUACCAGAAGCUGAUGUUUCUGGGAAUGGCGCCAUUUGGAUUCUUCUUCGCAUUUGUCUACUUCGUCCAGAUGUUCGUCACUCCGACUCCACAGAAACACUGGUGUAAAGUUCCUGAGUUGAGUCAUUUAGACAUGGAACUUAGACGCAACCUCACCAUGCCGGUCGGCGUGGACGACGGCCGCUGCCUGAUGUACGACGCCAAUUGGACGGAGGUGCUGGCCACUCUCAACAUCCCUCCCGAUACACCCGUGGUCCCCUGCAAGAACGGCUGGGAGUUCGAGCUGGUGGACAUACCGUAUGACACCGUUGUUAGUGAGAGAGAAUGGGUGUGCGACAACGCUGGCUACAUACCCUCAGCCCAGGCGGCGUUUUUCUCUGGCUCCCUGGUGGGCGGAGUGUUCUUCGGAUGGACGGCUGAUCGCUUCGGGAGAGUCCCAGCCUUGGUUGGUGCCAACAUGAUCGCGCUAGUGGGCGGUAUCGCGACGAUCUACACCACGGACUUCUGGGACUUCGCCUUCACGCGGUUCCUGGUCGGCAUGGCCUACGACAGCUGCUUCAUGACCAUUUAUAUCUUGGCGUUGGAGUACGUGGGCGCCAAGUACCGCACGUGGGUGGCGAACAUGUCCAUCGCGAUCUACUUCGGCAGCGGCUGCAUCCUGCUGCCGUGGCUGGCGCUGUGGCUGGGCAGCUGGCGGCGGCUGAUCUGGGCGACGUCGUUACCAAUGCUCGUGGUCCUCGCUGUGCCCUUCACCGCGCCGGAGAGCGCCAGAUGGCUGACAUCACGAGGCCGCGUGAACCAGGCUGUGAAAGUACUCAGACGGUUCGAGAAAAUCAACGGCACGAAAGUCCCAGAUGAAGUGAUGGAUGAAUUUGUUAUCAAAUCCAACCAGACGCGCAACACGUCAGAAUCCAUCGUGGACCUGAUGCGCAGCGGUCCACUACGUAACAUGGCGAUACUGCUGGUGUUCAUAUACAUGGCGUGCGCGCUGAUCUUCGACGGCCUCGUGCGCAUGUCGGAGGGCCUCGGCCUGGACUUCUUCAUCACCUUCACCCUGACAUCAGCCACGGAGAUACCCAGCGUCACGCUGCUUGCCUUCGUGCUAGACAAAUGGGGCCGUCGAAUGCUGACGUGUGUGCCGAUGACGAUAUCCGGCGUGUUGAUUCUCAUCGCGAUCUUCGUGCCCAAAGGCGUGCCGCAGGUGACUCUAGCGAUAAUGGCGCGGUUCCUCAUCAACAUGUCGUACAACACGGUGCUGCAGUGGUCCACGGAGCUGCUGCCGACGCCGGUGCGCGCGUCCGGCUCCUCCCUCAUACACGUCAGCGGAUACGUCGCGACCGUCAUAUCGCCGUUUAUCGUGUAUUCGGAACGUCUAUGGUCACCGCUGCCGCUGCUGAUCCUGGGCGUGUGCGCGGUGGUGGGGGGUAGUGUCGGUAUAUUCGUGCCGGAGACCAACGGCAAGCCGAUGCCGCAGACCAUCGACGAGGGCGAGCGGUUCGUGCGCAGCUUCACAGUGUGCGGGAAAGCCGAGGAUGUGGAAGAGCAAGCGAUGGAUGAGAAACAGAAAGCUUUGGUUACUUAACGACGGUACACAAACUUAGGUACUACUCACUGGCUCUUAGCUAGUCGCUAAAGCCGCUCGUCAUAACAAGUACAAAAUGUACUAUCACAGAAGUUGAUUCCUAGGCAGAUGGGGGA
This is a messenger RNA of Aricia agestis (brown argus), 1918 nucleotides long. RefSeq names its product carcinine transporter-like. Bases 129 to 1802 code for a protein of 557 amino acids. The record is from RefSeq and is a predicted model, not a curated record. Gene Ontology annotation, biological process: transmembrane transport. The transcript has 12 exons. NCBI's taxonomy places the organism in Eukaryota, Metazoa, Arthropoda, Insecta, Lepidoptera, Lycaenidae. Gene Ontology annotation, cellular component: membrane. Gene Ontology annotation, molecular function: transmembrane transporter activity.